This is a messenger RNA of Penaeus chinensis, 4308 nucleotides long. Its product is annotated as protein mothers against dpp-like. The record is from RefSeq and is a predicted model, not a curated record. Gene Ontology annotation, biological process: anatomical structure morphogenesis; SMAD protein signal transduction; cell differentiation. The coding region runs from base 1 to 1254 and encodes 417 amino acids. NCBI's taxonomy places the organism in Eukaryota, Metazoa, Arthropoda, Malacostraca, Decapoda, Penaeidae. Gene Ontology annotation, molecular function: I-SMAD binding; DNA-binding transcription factor activity, RNA polymerase II-specific; RNA polymerase II cis-regulatory region sequence-specific DNA binding. Gene Ontology annotation, cellular component: heteromeric SMAD protein complex. The transcript has 8 exons.
AUGAUAGUGUCGCACCGCAAGGGCCUCCCGCACGUGAUCUACUGCCGCGUGUGGCGCUGGCCCGACCUGCAGAGCCACCACGAACUCAAGCCCCUCGAGCACUGCCAGUACCCUUUCUCCGCCAAGCAGAAGGAGGUGUGCAUCAACCCCUACCACUACAAGAGGGUCGAGAGUCCAGUUCUGCCUCCUGUUCUGGUGCCACGCCACUCUGAGUUUGCGCCUGGCCACUCACUACUGACGUUCCAGCAGCAGCACCCGGAACCCAUGCCCAACAAUGUCUCGUUCUCACAGAACGGUUUUGUGCAUUCCCCCAUGGGAGGGGCAUCUCACCCCCAGAUGGGAAGCCAGACCAUCACGGGCGUCAACCAGCCUCCCUCACCGGUCGUCAGCCCCUCCAGCCAAAGCCCACUCAGUCCGUACUGCAAUUUCCCUGGAGGUGGAAAUCUGGGUGGCCUGAACCAGCCACCGUCUCCUGUUGUCAGUCCAUCCAGUCAGAGUCCUCACAGUCCUUAUGCCAGUACCCCGGCAGAUACACCACCUCCUGCAUACAGUCCAAGUGAGGAUAUCAAGCAGACGCAGCAGACGGACACUGCUAUGGACAUUGUUCCAGUGGGGACAGCGAUAAACUCUAAUGUCACACCUGUUACAUACCAGGAGCCAACAUACUGGUCAAGUAUAGCGUAUUAUGAGUUGAACAACCGUGUAGGAGAGGUCUUUCAUGCCCACGGGCACUCUGUCAUAGUUGACGGGUUUACAGACCCCAGCAACAACUCAGAGCGCUUCUGCUUAGGUUUGCUGUCCAAUGUUAAUCGUAAUUCUACAAUUGAAAACACAAGAAGACACAUUGGAAAAGGAGUCCAUCUCUACUACGUGGGAGGGGAAGUGUAUGCUGAGUGUCUGUCUGACUCGGCCAUCUUUGUGCAGUCACGCAACUGCAACCACCACCACGGCUUCCACCCCUCCACAGUGUGCAAGAUCCCACCAGGCUGUUCCCUGAAGAUCUUCAACAAUCAGGAGUUUGCUCAGCUCCUGUCGCAGAGUGUCAAUCAUGGCUACGAGGCUGUCUUUGACCUCACAAAAAUGUGCACAAUAAGGAUGUCAUUUGUGAAGGGUUGGGGUGCCGAGUACCACCGACAGGAUGUGACGAGCACCCCCUGCUGGAUUGAGAUCCACCUGCAUGGCCCUUUACAGUGGCUGGACAAGGUGCUCACGCAGAUGGGUGCACCCAAUGACAGGAUUUCCUCGGUUUCCUGAGUCCUCCCUCUUCGGCCAUCUCCUCACCUCACCUACGUCGCUUGUAACUCAAAUGCUCCUCCUACACAAUUCCCCUCACAUGCUACUUGGCAGUUUUUAUCUUGUAGACCUUUGUAGCCUGUACUUGUCUUUGGUCUGCCUUAAUGUUUUAUGAUGUGCCAUUAUUAUUGUUUAGUUUUUUUAUCAUUAUUAUAAUUAUUAUUACUAUUGUUUCCCCCUUUCCCCCAAGGUUCACGUGCGGUGUGACCUUGCUCUACGUUGCAUCACACAGUGUGAUACCAGCCUUAAAAGAUGGAGACUUUUAAGCCAAAGUCUUUGAUAUUUUUUUAUGUGUUUCUUGUAGUUGAAAUACAAUAGGCCAUGUUGAAAGUGGAAGUUACAAAAAAAUAAAAUAAAAUAAAAAAGUAAAAAAAAAAAAAAAUGUAGUAUGAGUCACAGUAUAACAGAGCACAAGUGCAUGUACCACCCGUUUUUCUGAUCUCCAAUGAUAGGAUAAUUUUUCUACAACGUUUACCGGCAAUACCCUCUCAGUUCAGCAUUGGGGCUAUUGAAUGAGGCUUUCCUUUGUUCCUUUUCUUUAUUUUUUUUUUUUUUCUUUUUUUUUUUCUUGAGAUUUGAAAAGGUCAUCAUUGGUACAGCUUUUGGCAUAACAGUAAGUUUUACACAUGGAGAGCAAGGGCUGCUCGGAGUAGUGCCCAGGUUCUUGUAUUUAAUUUUUUGCAAUAAAAUGCUGGUUGAGGGAGCUGUAUUGAAUCAAAGUGUACUGGCCUGGUUAGUAAGUGAGGCGUUGUGUGACACGACCUGCAAAAAAUUUCCAAUUCACGCACAAGGAACAAGAACUAACGGACAGAUCUUGUUUCUCAGGAUCAAGAAGAAACAAUGCUAAUUUCCUUUUUCUUUCUUUUCUUAAUAUUAAAUAGCCAUGCAAAGGUAGUUUCUUUUACAAAAUUUCUGUGUUUGAGUCUGUGGUGGCACAUGAAGAUUGCAAAAGGAGAGAAGAAAGCAACAGAAAAGCUAAAGUUUAUUUUGUGGUCAGGAUUUGCCUUUAGUUUCUAAAGUUUAUAAAAUCUCAGUUAUUUUACAGUCAGAUUGAUUUUGCAAUGCAUUAGGUGACAUCAUUUUUGUACGUUUCUUUUGAAUAACACUUGUCUUUACAUGUAUUUCAAUAGUGAUCUGAAAACCAGCAACACAUAUUUAAAUCAUAGAUUAUCCAGAAAAAAUGAAGUGAAAAAAAAAAAGAGCAAAAUGUAUUCACAUGACUUAAACAUUAGUGCUAACUCACGUGGUUCCCCUGUCUAUAAGUGAGAUGUCUUUAUCCCUUCUGAUGUGGAGAUCUUAUUCCAAUUAGGGACGAUCCUCUGUGCAUUCAGCAAUGUACUGAUUUGGUUUAGAUUUGGAAAAGAUGAAUCAGAGAAAAUAAAGGAAUUUGUAAAUUCUCUUCAUGAAUGGAUGCAAAUAGAUAUCCUUCUCUUUUUUACCCAUUUUGUGUACGGUUUCCAUUGCAGUAUUUUUUGACACGUCACAUUCCAUUAAUGUAUUUUUUCUCCGCAGAGGAAAGUACUUUUUUCUUUUUCUUUUUUUUAAUCCAUGACAAAGUAAGCAAUAUUGUGAUACAAAGAAAAUUUUUGUAUGUAACUUUGUUUACCCUGUUAGAAAUUACUUGGAAAAAAGUGAAAUUGUAAUGUCCUACAGCUUUUGGGAUGUGGCACUUUGUUCUUAUUUUCAUUAUUUGGAAAAGGAAGUUUUUCUGAUUUUCAUCAUCUUUGCUGCCUUUGGUCAGGGGAUCCAAACAGGGAAAAAGAUGCCAGUGAUAACUUACUACCUAAUUGUGGUACCUGGAAUAUGUGUAUGAUAGGAGAAGUAAAUUUUGUUACCGAGUAAAAUGAAAUGAAAGUUAAUACAACAUAAAUAUUUGUAAAUUAGGCUCAGAGGAUUUGUAUUCCACUCUCUCCACCAUCUUCAGUUAAAACUUACACAUGCAGUAGAAGUAUAUGAAAGCAGUUUUAAGUAAAGCUGUCACAGUCUUGUACAAAGGGCGGAAGGAGUUUGGAGCUACUAUUAAGAAAUUCAACAUUUUAGCCUCUCAGACUAGCAUACUUUCUGCUUUAUACUUUUAACAUGCUUGAGUGUUAAUAUUCAUAUGUAUCGUUGAGGUAAAGGGUGCAAGGGUGAUGACAUUUGUGAUAAGUGUUGCCCAGUGAUGAGUACAUUGUAGGGAAGAAGAUGUGUCUGGGAAGAACAUCACAUUGCCCUUCAAAUCAAACUUUCUCACAAAAUAAAAGAAAAAAAAAAAUUUACUGGCAUUGGGGGUGGGCGAGUUUUCCCUCCUCGUUGCAGUACUACUUUGACCACAAGAUGUUAGGUUUCAUGAGAUGUAGAACGGGGUCAGUUUUUAUAUAAUUGUAUUACCUGUGAUGGUGUAAAUCCCCUCACAAACUAAGGAGGGGAGAGUUCAAUGUGAAGUUUCAUUGGUUUGUGGAAUCAUGUUUUAGAAAUGUCAAAUUGGAAUAUGUGUCCAUAUUUCAAGUAAAAGAUUUGUGCGCAGAUGGUGUCUUGUGUGUGUCUGUUUUUUUGUUUUUUUUUUUUGUACUUUUGGUUUAUCGUUAUCAAUUUAUUUUUGUUGUAUUUUUUUGUAAGAGAUAUGUGUUUGCUUUGAGGCAGCCAUCUGUUUCAUGCAUUCAUGUUUUUUGUUUUUAGUUUUUUUUCAAUCACAUAAGUAAAAGUUUCUUAUUAAAAUGUUUGUAAUAGUUAAAAGUGCACCAAGUAGCACAAUUUAGAACUGCCUGGAAGGUAUAAUGAAAUUGAUCAAUAAAAUUAUUUGUUACACACCUGGUUUUGCUUGAAAUUAUUGAUAACCAUAAGACAUCAAAACAAUAUUCCUGUCCCUUUCCUUUUCAUAUCUUAAAGAAAUGUGGUUUUAAGUGCAAUUUAUUUCUCAAAAUUUAUUGUUUGUGUCCUUGUUUUAGCCGAGUAGGAUUGGCAUUAUUCUGCCGCUGCAAAUUUGAAUGGUGUCCGAGAUGUCAGUUUUUGAAUAAAAGUGCAAAGAAUUUUUCA